AUCCAACCAAAGUUGAGAGUAUUCAACCAAAGUGCAAAGUUGAAGUGUCUGAUACAAGGUUUGAGCGCAACCAAGAAGUGAAAAAUGUUUCUCCAGCUUUACCUCCUCUUCAUCACGGUGGCUGCUGUUAGUAGUCAGACAACACUGAAUUGUGCCGGCUUCCUCAGAUUACCAGACUCCAAUGACAUCGCUGUUGAUUGUGGAACAAGCUCCAUUAGUCUAACCAUACAGAUCUGCCCAGCUAUCUAUGCCGGCUACAACGAGACGUCACUUUUUCUCAACAGCAUUACUAAUGACCCAAACUGCAAAGGCACAUUGGAUAAUACAGUUGUUCCCCCUUUGCUACGCUUCACCUUUCCCAUUGGUACAAACAACAGCUGUGGCAGCAACCUCAAUACCACUAGUGCAGCAGGCACCGGAAUAUUUGCAGACUUUUCCAACAUUCAGUCACUAAAUAUCAGUGGCAUGGUGCGUUCCUAUGACACUUCAAUGAGUGUGGUGACCUACAACACUGACCUGAAAUACUUUUAUUCGUGUGCCUAUCCUUUGGAGUACCUGAUCAAUAACACAAGACUUGAUGUGUCAUCUUCUGCCAUUGCUGUGAAGGACAGAAAUGGGAGUUUCAUCAGCACACUCAGCCUCAAGCUGUUCAGCGAUGCAAAUUAUUCCACGCCUCUAGUAAUUCCCACUCAGGGAAUUCAACUGAAGUCAAAUGUGUUUGUUAUGGUCCAAGCCACCAACCUCACUUCUCAGUACUACGUGCUGCUGGACAGGUGCUAUGCUUCUGUGUCCCGUUACCCAACCAGCGCUACCUACUAUAACCUAUUUGUUGGGUGCACAAAGGAUCAGAUGACCAAUGUCACGGAGAACGGUAUGAGUCAGACCGCUCGCUUUUACUUCCCAGCCUUCCGAUUUACAGAGCAACAAAACCAAACUGUCUCUAGCUAUUACCUGCACUGCAUCACAAGGCUGUGUGAGAGCUCAGCCUGUGUUAACUUUAGGACAUGUGCUGCAGGCAGAAGGAGAAGAGAUUUGCAUCCUACAGCUUUACCCCAAGAUGGAAUCACAGACCCCACUGUUCUCACCUCACCCGCCAUCAUUACCAAAUCUGACAUCAACGCGGCCUCAGGAACAAAAGAUGUGCAAGUAUCAUCCAGUAAAGCUGCUUCAGACUCCUCUGUAGGCCUGGGUGUGACUGUAGGCAUACUGGCAUUUGCCUGUGUUGGAAUUAUAGUUAUAGGUGCUAUAUUCUACAAGAAGCUCAUGAUUUCUGGGGUCUCCAAAAUCCUUCGUUAAAUGGACUGAAGUGAUCUUUCUCCAGAACUCUAACUGUAUCUUCUGUUAUUCCUGCUCACAUUUCCUUAAUGCAAUUUUCUUUUAUAUUUUGAGAAAAGAAAAAUAACUCUGCACAAUGGAUAUAAUUUAGCAUAGCACUAAAUUAGAAGUUAUUUCAAUUUACACACAUUGUUUUGUUUAUUGAAACAAAGCCAUUUUGUAAAACGUAUGGACAACGCCUAAUAUAAAACAACACAUUACUGUAUAAAACCUACACAUAAACGUAAAUCAAAGCUAU
This is a messenger RNA of Tachysurus vachellii, 1573 nucleotides long. Its product is annotated as zona pellucida-like domain-containing protein 1. Gene Ontology annotation, cellular component: cell surface. The record is from RefSeq and is a predicted model, not a curated record. Lineage: Eukaryota; Metazoa; Chordata; Actinopteri; Siluriformes; Bagridae. Bases 85 to 1296 code for a protein of 403 amino acids. The transcript has 11 exons.